AUGGUUAACAACCAAUUUUCUCUUCCUAUGCUCAAUGGGGAUAAUUAUGUUGACUGGAAGGAAAAGACUGAACUUGCACUUAUGUGCAUGGACUAUGAUUUGACUUUGCGUGAGGAUAAACCUGCUCCUCUUAAAGACACUAGUAUUCCAGCUGAGAUAUCUCACUUUAAGGAUUGGGAGCGGUCUAACCGUAUUUCCUUAUCAAUCAUCAAUGCUCAUAUUCAUAAGAGCAUUAAGGGUUCCAUUCCUGACUGUGAUACAGUUAAGGAAUAUAUGAAGGAAAUUGAUGCCCAAUUUAUGAGUUCAGACAAAGCCAUAGCUAUGACCUUAAUAGGCCAGUUCAGCUCCAUUAAGCAUAGUGCAAGUAAGGGUGUGAGGGCACACAUCAUGCACAUCAGGGACAUAGCAGCCCAACUGAAAACACUGAAAUUGAAUAUUUCUGAACCUUUUUUGGUAUAUUACAUUCUGAACACUCUGCCUAAGGAGUUUGCUCCCUUUAAGAUCUCUUUUAAUACACAUAAGGAUGAAUGGUCAUUCAAUGAACUACAGACCAUGUGUGUUCAAGAAGAAGAGAGAUUGAAGAGAGAGUCAAAGGAGAGUGUGUACCAGACAACCACUCUUGAGAAAGGUCAAUCCAGCAAGUCUACUCUGAAAAAGAAGACAUGGAAGAAGCCUGUGAAGAAAGAGGGCAUUAAGAAAGCUUCCAAGUGUUUCUUUUGUAAGAAGAAAUGA
This is a messenger RNA of Telopea speciosissima, 732 nucleotides long. RefSeq lists its product as uncharacterized. NCBI's taxonomy places the organism in Eukaryota, Viridiplantae, Streptophyta, Magnoliopsida, Proteales, Proteaceae. The record is from RefSeq and is a predicted model, not a curated record. The transcript has a single exon. Bases 1 to 732 code for a protein of 243 amino acids.